Molecule: messenger RNA, 1655 nt
Organism: Conger conger (European conger)
Lineage: Eukaryota; Metazoa; Chordata; Actinopteri; Anguilliformes; Congridae
Product: receptor expression-enhancing protein 6-like
Exons: 5
Coding region: 217-762 (181 amino acids)
Source: RefSeq, a predicted model, not a curated record
AGUCAGGAAUAGAGGCGGCCUCCGAACGGUGACGCGGCGCCUUGGCCAGGCGGACCGCAGGGUUGCGAAGCGCACACACUUUUGUCUUCGCUCAGCGAAAUUAAAGAGCUUAAAUAUACGCAUAGCUAAUUACGGAUACUACGACCGUGGCACAGUCCGUUUUUAAAUUCUCCAAUUCAUUUAUACGGUCCAAGAAACCGCUCAACGCUAGCAAUUAUGUUUGGCGACCUGCUCGACCGCUUUGAAAAGUUUCUGAACGAAAAGAACGCUGUAACGGACUGCUUGGGGAAGAUCGAGGAGAAGACGGGAGUGCAAAAAAAGUUCAUAUUUUUCGGGGCGCUGGCUGUGAUUGGUGUGUAUCUGAUCUUCGGCUACGGUGCCUCGCUCCUCUGCAACCUGAUUGGCUUCGCGUAUCCGGCUUUCGUCUCCAUCAAAGCCAUCGAGAGCUCCAAUAAGGACGAUGAUACAAAAUGGCUGACCUACUGGGUGGUGUACGGCCUCUUCAACCUGGCUGAGUUUUUCUCCGACAUCUUCCUCUUCUGGUUCCCCUUCUACUACAUAGCAAAGUGUGUGUUCUUGCUGUGGUGCAUGGCUCCGGUCUCCUGGAACGGGUCUCAUGUGGUGUACCAUCGUGCCAUUCGGCCCUUCUUCCUGGAGCACCAGGCCGCCCUGGACACCGUGGUGAACGACCUCAGCAACAAGGCCAAGGACAUGGGCAAAGAAGCUGCCAAAAUGGUCCUGUCUCACGAGAAGUCCCAGUGAACGGUGGAAAACCCGGAAAACUGACGAAUGGAACCCCCCCCCCCCACCUGCACAAUUUUAUCGACGCUAUCCCUCAGCUUUUCCUCCUCAGUCUUUAGCUAAUGAAACUGCUCUCGGGAACCCUCAGACUCAGGUUUACAAACCUACAGGACUUCAUAAUCUAUUUUAUUUUUUGCUUAUUGUCACCGGGCAGCUCCCCGGAGCUCAGUGAUGGGAGCAGGGCCCAGGACUCGCCCAGAAAGGGGGAACGAUUCCUGGCUGUGAAAUGCCUCAGGAAGGCUCAGUAAGGUUCCAGGCAGAGCCAGGCGCUCUCCUUCCCUCAGUGAUGCCCGGAAGUCAGCAGCUGGCGCUAGACAACUUAACAGCGACAGACUUGUGAACUAGCAAGCUCAAGCUCAGCACUGUGGGUAAAGAUAGGAUUGAUGAAAGUUCAUUCAACCCAUCAUCCGUGGUGAAGCGCAGCUGAACCUGCUGCCUUCCGGGCGUCGGCGAGGGAAGGAGAGUGCCACGGGCUACCUCAAAGCAGAGAACUUUGCUGGUGAAGUGCAUUGUGGGAUCACGUGUGUGCUCUGUGUCCACUGAGCAGCUACCACAGAGGAAGAAAGAUCAGAUUCAUGGACUUGAUGGAAAACUUAACUGGAUUAUUAUUUUUUUUUUUAAGACUGCUAAGUAGGUGAUUUUAAACUCUGUCAUGAGUUCUACAUAAAAACAGCAAAUAGUAAUUUAAUGUGAUACAGUGAGAGUGCUGAAGCGUUGGGGCUGUACUGCAUAUUUCGUUUUUGUUAUGGAUUUUUCCUUAAUUUUCUAAUAUAUAUAUAUAUAUAUAUAUAUAUAUAUAUAUAUGAAAGAGAGAGAGAGAGAAUCACUUUUAAUAAAAUUCCUUUUAAUGCUAA